AACCGCACAUAACUCCGUAAAUGAUAAAAAUUAACAAGUACUCGUAGGAGCUUUAAACUAAGUCUAGGGUAAGAACUACCAUAGCUAUUAAGCUUGAACAACAUCAAAUUAAUGGAGAAGAAGUUUGCUAGAGUCCGUCAACAUACCACGAACUACUGUCCAUUGGGGGUCUUUCCUCCAUUGAACCAAGGUACACAAACAGAAUAGUGACUGAACCGGAGGACAAUGCUAAGGCGAUGGAAGGAUGGAUGAGAUGACAUAAACAAAGAUAAUAACAAUAAAGAUGUUAUUUGAAAUAUAUAUUUUGUACGAAUAUGUUAAGCUUCCGCAUGUAUAAUAGUUACUCUGAUAUUAUCAAUAAAUAAAUAAGUUUUGUUUAAUGCUCCAUUUUCCGAUUCAAAAAGCAUGGUUGAAACUUUCAAAAAAAAGAGCAUGGUUGAAUUUCUAAUCCUAUAAUUUUAUUUUAUUUUUAUUUUUUUAAAGUGUCCAUCUUCCAACAAAGUAGAGAAAUAUAGGUACUCCUCCUUCAUUCCUCAAAGUGGAAAACAGAGAAAGAGAAGCAAAAGAAGUGAGAGAAAAAAGAAAAUGGAAGAGUCAAAAACAGAGCACAUUGUGAUGGUUCCAUUCAUGGCGCAUGGCCAUAUGAUUCCAUUCAUGGGCUUGGCAAAGAGAAUCCAACAAAGAACCCGUUUCAGAGUCACCCUCGUCACCACCCCUCUCAACGUCCGCUACCUCGCCUCCUGCGCCGCCGCCGCCGGCGACGAAGAACAGGGUAUCCGAUUGGUGGCGCUGCCCUUCGACUCCGCCGCCCACGGCUUGCCUCCGGAAACGGAGAACACCGAGGCCUUGCCCUUGCACCACAUGAUCACCCUCAUCCGCUCCACCCGCUCCCUCAAGGACCCAUUCCGCUGUCUCGUGGCGGACAUCACUGAGGCCGACGGCAAGCCUCCGCUCUGCAUAAUCUCCGACUUGUUCGUCGGGUGGGGGAGCGAGGUCGCCCGGUCCUGCGGGACGGUCAACGUUUCUUUCGCCACUGCCGGAGCUUACGGCUCCGCCGCUUACAACUCCUUCUGGCUGAACCUCCCCCACAUCUCCGCCACCGGAGAGGACGGCGAGUUCGCCAUCCCGGGGUUCCCGGAUUCCUGCCGCUUCAACCUCUCCCACCUCCACCCACACAUGAGAGCCGCGGACGGCAGAGACGCGUGGUCUCAGGUCUUCCAGCCAUUCAUCUCCGACAGCCUGGACUCCUUCGGAUGGCUCUGCAACACCGUCAAGGAAAUCGAACCGUUGGGUUCUGAAGCACUCGGAAGCUUCACGAAGCUUCCGGUUUGGUGCAUCGGCCCUUUCCUCCCUCCGGGAAUGCUUAAGGACGGGCCGUCCUCAGAUAUUCCCGGUAAACGGACGGCCGGGAAGGCUCACGGUCUGUCGCCGGAGAAAUGUAUAGAAUGGCUGGACAGGAAACCAGAACGCUCUGUUCUCUACAUUUCGUUCGGAUCUCAGAACAGUAUAUCUGCUUCACAGAUGAUGGAAUUGGCGUUGGGGUUGGAAGACAGCGGGAAGCCAUUCAUUUGGGCGAUACGGCCGCCGGUCGGAUUCGAUCCGAAAGGGGAAUUCAGGGCGGAAUGGCUGCCGGAGGGGUUCGAAGAGAGGGAACAGGGGCUGGUGAUCCACGGCUGGGCGCCGCAGCUGGAGAUCCUGUGGCACAGAUCGACGGGAGGGUUCUUGAGCCACUGCGGGUGGAAUUCGAGCCUGGAGAGCUUGAGCCAGGGGGUGCCGAUGAUCGGGUGGCCAAUGGCGGCGGAGCAGGCGUUCAAUUCGAAGAUGAUGGCGGAGGAAAUGGGGGUGUGCGUGGAGCUGACGAAGGGAGUCCGGAGCAAUCUGGAGAGGAGCGAUGUGAAGAGGGUGGUAGAUCUUGUGCUGGGGAGCAGGGAAAUGAGGGAGAAGGCGGGUCGGGUCAGGGAACUGAUCAGAGGAGCUGUGAAGGAAGAGGAAGAAGACGAUGAUGAAGAUCAAUCUGACGGCUGCAAAGGCUCUUCCCUCCAAGCCCUAGAUGAUUUCAUAUCCACCCUUCUCUCCAAAAGGGUAUAAAGGUCCAAAUUUGUGGUUUAAAAAAAGAGUAAUGCUAGGGGUACACCAAAAGGUGUACCCUAAAUGUACACCACCCUCUUUUCAUCCACACAUUUUUAUUUGAUUUUUAUUUACUUAUUUUUUUUGAAUUUUUUUGCCUUUUUUAAUGGACAAGGAGGGGAUGGGGGAUAUUUGGGGUACACCUUUGGUGUACCCCUAGAAAGGUGUACCCUAGCAUUUUUCUUUAAAAAAACCUUGUCUAAAUUAAUUCUUUAGAGUUAU
This is a messenger RNA of Cuscuta campestris, 2349 nucleotides long. The record is from the annotation of a GenBank genome assembly. NCBI's taxonomy places the organism in Eukaryota, Viridiplantae, Streptophyta, Magnoliopsida, Solanales, Convolvulaceae.